This is a messenger RNA of Pongo pygmaeus (Bornean orangutan), 7482 nucleotides long. It is a transcript of the gene PATL1, whose product is annotated as PAT1 homolog 1, processing body mRNA decay factor. Gene Ontology annotation, biological process: deadenylation-dependent decapping of nuclear-transcribed mRNA; P-body assembly. Gene Ontology annotation, molecular function: RNA binding. The transcript is spliced from 19 exons. Bases 3521 to 5833 code for a protein of 770 amino acids. The record is from RefSeq and is a predicted model, not a curated record. Lineage: Eukaryota; Metazoa; Chordata; Mammalia; Primates; Hominidae. Gene Ontology annotation, cellular component: P-body.
AGAUGGAGUCUCCCUCUGUUGCCCAGGCUGGAGUGCAGUGGUGUGAUCUCAGUUCAUCACAACCUCCACCUCCCGGGUUCAAGCAAUUCUCCUGCCUUAGCCUCCCGAGUAGCUGGGACUACAGGUGGGUGCCACCAUGCCUGGCUAAUUUUUGUAUUUUUAGUAUUUUGUAUUUUUAGUAGAGACGGGGUUUCACCGUGUUAACCAGGAUGGUCUCGAUCUCCUGACCUCGUGAUCCGCUGGCCUCGGCCUCCCAAAGUGCUAGGAUUACAGGCGUGAACCACCAGCGCCCGCCUAAAAAUACAUUAUUCUUUUAAAGGGACUUUUAAUCUCCCUCACAGACAGGUGUUGUAUAAGACGAAAUGGGAAAUUUUAUUGAUCCUGUCUAUGACAUCUUGUUUUCUGCUCCUUUAAUUCCUGCUCUACAGCAUUUCUUUCCUUGUACUUUCUUUGGGUUUAUUUUAUAGCUAAUUUAUAUUCAGCCUUCUCUAUUUUCGUCCUCAGUCUCCCAAGUAGCUGCUGGGACUACAGGCACAGGUGCACACCACCACCACCAGAAAUAAUGCAGAGCAGCUAAUAAAACAACUAACCCAGCUAAUUUUUGUGCUUUUUGUAGAGACGCGGUUUCGCCAUGUUGCGUAGGCUGGUCUCCAACUCCUGAGCUCAAGCAAUCCACCCACCACGGCCUCCCAAAGUUCUGGGAUUACAUGCAUGAGCCAUCACACCCAGCCCCUAUUUUCUUAUAUAAACUGUUUUGUCAGUGUCCUAAAAGUUUUGAUACAUUAAUACACUUAUCACUCAGUUGUAAAUAUUUUCUGCUUUCCAUUACUUAGUCAUUGAAUUAGAGGGUUUUUUUGGUUUUUUUUUUUUUUGGUUUUUUUUUUUAAAGACAGUCUCACUCUGUCACCCAGGCUACAGUGCAGUGGCGCGAUCUCGGCUCACCUCAAGCUCUGCCUCCUGGGUUCACCCCAUUCUCCUGCCUCAGCCUCCCGAGCAGCUGGGACUACAGGCGCCCGCCACCACGCCCGGCUAAUUUUUUUGUAUUUUUAGUAUUUUUAGUAGAGACAGGGUUUCGCCGUGUUAGCCAGGAUGGUUUCGAUCUCCUGACCUCGUGAUCCGCCCGCCUCAGCCUCCCAAAGUGCUGGGAUUACAGGCGUGAGCCACUGCGCCAGGACUUUUUUUUUUUUUUUAAUUUCUGAAAAUUUAAGACUUUUUUCCUAAUCUGUUUUUACUAUUGAUAUCUUACAUAAUGAUCAGAAAACAUGAUCUGCAAGAUCAGGGAUCAGCAAACUCUGCAAAGGGCCAAAUAGUAAAUAUGUUACACUUUACAGGCCACACUGUAUCCAUUGUAACCACUCAACUCUGAUUUUAAAGCAACCAAAGACAAUAUGUAAAUAAAUAAGGUUGGCUGUAUUCCAAUAAAGCUUGCCUUACAAAAACAGGUGGCUGGCCAGAUUGGACUGUGGGCCAUAGUCUGCUAACCCUUGAUCUACAUGGCACCAAGUAUUUCGCAAUUAUUAAGAUGUACUGCUACUUAGUUUUCUUGUUUGUUUGUUUUUUUGUUUUUGAGACGGAGUCUCUGCUCUGUCACCCAUGCUAGAGUGCAGUGGCGCGAUCUCGGCUCAUUGCAAGCUCCGCCUCCCGGGUUCACACCAUUCUCCUGCCUCAGCCUCCCGAGUAGCUGGGACUACAGUCGCCCGCCACCACGCCCGGCUAAUUUUUUGUAUUUUUAGUAGAGACGGGGUUUCACCGUGUUAGCCAGGAUGGUCUAGAUCUCCUUGACCUUGUGAUCCGCCCACCUCGGCCUCCCAAAGUGCUGGGAUUACAGGCGUGAGCCACCGCGCCUGGCCUGUUACUUAGUAUUUGAUGUUUUAUAAUGUUCCAUGCAUGCUUGAAAACCAAUAAAUCGUCUUGUCCCUAGCCUGCUCCACUUCUUUGAAGUUCAGGCCUGGCCCAUGUCAACAUUUGCUUUUGUUAUUUUGGCACAGUGAUUAAGACACUGGGUUUUUAAUAAUCAGACAAAUCUCAGCUGCUAGCUUUGCCACUUGCCAUUGGGUGGUUGGAGGCAAAUUUAAUGUCGCUAAUCCUCAGGUUCCUCAACUGUAAACUGAGAAAAUAACAGUACCUACCUCAUGGGGGGCACAUAAGGAAGGAUUCAAUGAGAUAAUCCAUUUUAUAAAGCGCCUAGCAGAGUCCCAGGCAGCCUUCAAUCGUUAGUAGUAGUGUUACCAUCAUGAGGCAGGUGUAAUUAUACCCAUUUUACAAGAAACUAAGGCUCAGAGAGGUUUAGGUAAGUUGCCCAAAGUUUCCUAGCCAGUGGCAAAGCACAAGCUCCCACCCAGAACUUUUCUUUACAAAUUCAGCGUUUCCGAUACUCAAACUGAACCAGACACAGUAACAUUUAGGGGAUUUACUGUAUGCCAUUCUGAGGCGAGGCUGCAUUUUAAGACGCCCAGGGAAGAAACGGAUUGCGAAACCCACAAGAAUUCAUUCUUUGUGGUGCAAGUUUUGUCUGAAGGGAAAGGGGCAAAAAGGGCAUGGAACGUGCUAGAGGUAACAAACCGCCCAACAGAAUUCUGCAACCAGGGGACCGAAGCUUCUAAGCUGGACACAUUCCUCUCUGGGUUCGAUCCUCUAAGGAAGUGGCGUCACCCAGCGGCGCAUCCCGGCCCGAAGACCCUGCUGCUGCGUGGCCAGCGGCCCACGGCCGUGCGGCCCUUCGAGGCUCUGCAGCUCCUCGCGCCUAAUGAGCCUGGCGCUUAAAAAUACCACUUUAGUUAAACCUCCCGGAACCUGUCUUCAGCAUUUCAAACAAAAAAACAAAAAAAACGGGCGCCGUCAUCACUUUGAGCCACAUAAAUCACAGCCCUGACCUGCUGUGGAUUCAGCAGGCGACGAGCCGCUGAAAGUGGCGACGAAGUCCGCCCCUUUCGAAGACCAGCAACUUUCCAUUCUUUUUUCCCUGCGCAAGGAGCAAAUCGCAACGGGGAGACCUCCAAGCAGCCUGAGGAGCGAGUCGGACGUUGGAAAAACAGCCCGGGAAUCUCAUGUUUCCCAGCCCAGACUAAGCGCAGGAUUCUUCAGAGCCACAUCCUGUGACAAUCACAAGGGUUUUCUCCGCCCCGCGGGUGACGGAGAACUCGUGACCGGCCCCUCAGCUCUAAGCCGAGCGCCUAGAGGGCGCGGAGAAAGAGGGGGCGGAGCUGCAAGCCCAGAUCACCAGGCAGCCGAAGACAGGCAGCGCGUGCGCAGUCUCUCGCUACGGGACCUCCUUCCCGCCGCUGAGACUAGGAAGCGGGACGCCAAAUCUGUCCCUGCGCAGCCGCCGCCGCCGGGCGCCGAGCGGGGUGGCCGCCCUGCCUGAGGCGCGCCUGCGCACGUCCCCACGCACGCUCCGGCGUACGGCGGCGGCCAGGGGUCGCGAGCCGGUGGAGGACCCGCGCGCGGAGGAGCCGAGGAGUCAGCGCGUUUUCCCUCCCUCCCCCUUUCCCCUCCCCGCUCCCUGCCCCCCUCCCCAAGAAUGUUCCGCUACGAGUCUUUGGAGGAUUGUCCUCUGGAUGAAGAUGAAGAUGCAUUUCAGGGACUGGGAGAAGAAGAUGAAGAGAUUGAUCAAUUCAAUGAUGAUACAUUUGGGUCAGGAGCAGUUGAUGAUGAUUGGCAGGAAGCACAUGAGCGCCUGGCUGAAUUGGAAGAAAAGCUACCAGUGGCAGUUAAUGAACAAACAGGCAAUGGAGAGAGAGAUGAAAUGGAUUUGUUGGGUGACCAUGAGGAGAAUCUGGCAGAAAGGCUCAGUAAGAUGGUGAUUGAAAAUGAACUGGAAGAUCCAGCUAUUAUGAGGGCAGUGCAGACCAGGCCAGUUUUACAACCCCAACCAGGAAGUCUGAAUUCCAGUAUCUGGGAUGGAUCUGAAGUUCUGAGGCGAAUCCGAGGACCACUGCUUGCUCAGGAAAUGCCUACAGUGUCUGUAUUAGAAUAUGCUUUGCCUCAGAGGCCCCCCCAGGGUCCAGAAGAUGAUCGGGACCUUUCUGAACGUGCAUUACCAAGGCGGUCAACUUCACCUAUCAUUGGCAGUCCUCCUGUUAGAGCUGUCCCCAUAGGCACCCCACCUAAACAGAUGGCUGUACCCAGCUUCACCCAACAGAUUCUGUGUCCGAAGCCUGUCCAUGUUCGGCCCCCAAUGCCACCUCGUUAUCCUGCUCCCUAUGGUGAGAGGAUGUCUCCAAACCAGCUCUGCAGUGUCCCGAACUCUUCCCUCCUGGGUCACCCUUUUCCUCCUAGUGUUCCUCCUGUUCUCAGCCCCCUCCAGAGAGCACAGCUUCUUGGAGGAGCACAGCUACAGCCUGGACGGAUGUCUCCCAGCCAGUUUGCACGGGUCCCUGGAUUUGUUGGUAGUCCACUUGCUGCCAUGAAUCCCAAGUUGCUACAAGGGCGAGUUGGGCAGAUGCUUCCCCCAGCACCAGGCUUCCGUGCCUUCUUUAGUGCUCCACCCUCCGCUACACCACCUCCACAGCAGCACCCUCCUGGCCCAGGACCCCACCUGCAAAACCUAAGAUCUCAGGCCCCAAUGUUUAGACCGGACACAACUCACCUUCAUCCACAGCACCGUCGACUCUUGCAUCAGAGACAGCAACAGAAUAGAAAUCAGCAUCGGAAUCUCAAUGGUGCGGGAGAUAGAGGAAGUCACCGGAGCAGUCAUCAAGAUCAUCUCCGAAAGGAUCCAUAUGCCAAUCUCAUGUUGCAGCGGGAAAAGGAUUGGGUCUCUAAAAUCCAGAUGAUGCAACUGCAAAGCACUGAUCCCUACCUGGAUGAUUUUUAUUACCAAAAUUACUUUGAAAAACUGGAGAAACUGUCAGCUGCUGAAGAAAUACAAGGUGAUGGCCCUAAGAAGGAGCGCACCAAGCUUAUCACCCCUCAGGUGGCCAAACUGGAGCACACCUAUAAGCCAGUGCAAUUUGAGGGCUCUUUGGGAAAGCUUACCGUUUCUAGUGUGAAUAAUCCCCGAAAAAUGAUUGAUGCUGUCGUGACAUCUCGGAGUGAGGAUGAUGAGACAAAAGAAAAACAAGUUCGAGACAAGAGGAGAAAAACCCUUGUUAUAAUUGAGAAAACCUACAGCUUACUCCUUGACGUGGAGGACUAUGAAAGACGUUAUCUCCUAAGUCUGGAAGAAGAGCGACCUGCCCUAAUGGAUGAGAGAAAGCACAAAAUUUGUAGCAUGUAUGACAACUUAAGGGGGAAAUUGCCUGGACAAGAGAGGCCUAGUGAUGACCACUUUGUACAGAUCAUGUGUAUCCGAAAAGGGAAGAGAAUGGUUGCCCGUAUUCUUCCUUUCCUCUCCACAGAGCAAGCAGCUGACAUUCUCAUGACAACAGCCAGGAACCUCCCUUUCCUUAUCAAGAAGGAUGCACAAGAUGAGGUGCUGCCAUGCUUACUGAGUCCCUUCUCUCUCCUCCUCUAUCAUCUUCCAUCAGUGACUAUCACCAGCCUUUUGCAACAGCUAAUGAACCUACCUCAAAGUGCAGCUACACCAGCACCCUCCAAUCCUCACCUCACUGCUGUGCUCCAGAACAAGUUUGGCCUGUCACUGCUCCUCAUCCUCCUGAGCCGUGGUGAAGACCUACAGAGUUCAGACCCUGCUACAGAAUCAACGCAAAAUAAUCAAUGGACGGAGGUGAUGUUCAUGGCAACACGAGAACUUCUACGGAUUCCCCAAGCAGCCCUGGCCAAGCCAAUCUCUAUACCUACAAACCUAGUGUCCCUCUUUUCUCGCUAUGUUGACCGGCAGAAACUGAACUUGCUGGAGACAAAACUGCAGCUAGUUCAGGGGAUACGAUAAAAGAUCUCCAAAUGUGUCCUGUACGUCCUUUUGGCUGCCACCUGCACUGCUGCCAUCACCAAUGGAGUGUUUUAAAUGAGGGAGGGAAGGUAGCUUUUUCCCCAAAGCAAAGUCUUGUGGGAUCGAUUCCUGUUUACAGGGAUUGUCUCUCUAAAUGUCAGAUAUUUCCCCACUGCUCUAUGAAAUUUGGCUGGGUGAUACUUCUGCUGGUUUCUUUACCUUCUAUGUUACAGUUCUGCAUGUCCUACUUUUACUCAGUUCUGUUUUGCAUUUUCUUUGCCCUAGAGACACAAGUGUGAUCUCUCCCUUUAUCCCUCCACUACUCCACCUCAGAGUAGAUUGUAGCCUGCCAAAGGAUUCCUUCCCUCAUCCUAUUAAAGUUGUUUUUUCAUUGCCCCAUAUUAAUAUGACUAUAGAAGAGCCAAUUAAGUAGAAAUCAAGAUAUACACACACACCCCAUACAUGUAUUUAUGUGGUCUUCAGAGGGUCCUUAAAGAAUGAAUUUUAGAUUGAAAAAUAUUUAGUUGUCUCAUUACCUCUUCUAAACACAAACCAGCUGAUGUAUUUUAAUCUGUUUCUGUUCUAUCUUGUAAUUAAUUUGGUGGGUUCUACUUGUUUUAACAUAAAUAAAGAGUAUGCAGCACGUUUAAUAAAAUCAGAACUCUUAAUUGGCUUAUGCCCAGGUCUAGGCUGAGAAGUCCUUUUUCUUCUUCCCACCUUUAUUUCCUUAGUUUCUGUCCACCUUAAUCGAAACAGCACAUGGUUAUGUCUUUUUCCUGCUACAACUACAGGGUGCUUGAGCCUUUCCCCUCAAGUGCAUUCGAAGUCACCCAGGAUGAUCCUCACUAGUAGCCUGCUUUGGCAGUGUGGCUUUUUGCACACUUGCCCUGUCUUCCUGAGACUACUUCAGUAAGCCAUGCUUCCUUCUUCCCCACUUUUAUUUGGUGUCAUGAAUAGAAACUUCCAAAUGUAACCAUGGAAGCUAAGUUUGGCCUGCUUUGCUUUUUAGUCCCCACGCCAUGGGCAGAACUGCUGUCUUUACUACUUCAUCUCACCCAAGUCCUGUUCUCAGGCAGCCAGGGGCCUGGGUUUGAAUAAUUGCAGGGCCAGCCUGCCAUGAUCUUUCUCACUUACUCCUCUCCCAUUCAGCAGUCAACCAGACUAAGGAGUUUUGAUCCCUAGUGAUUACAGCCCUGAAGAAAAUUAAAUCUGAAUUAAUUUUACAUGGCCUUCGUGAUCUUUCUGCUGUUCUUACUUUUUCGAAUGUAGUUGGGGGGUGGGAGGGACAGGUUAUGGUAUUUAAAGAGAAUAAACAUUUUGCACAUACAUGUAUUGUACAACAGUAAGAUCCUCUGUUAAAACCAGCUGUCCUGUUCUCCAUCUCCAUUUCUUCCCAUGCUGUAACCCCAGGCUCCACCAGCUGUUCCCCAGUGAUGUUACCUAGCUUCCCUCUACCAUUAUCUACUGACCAUUUCCACUACACGCCUUUCCUACCUUCCCUUCACAACCAAUCAAGUGAAUACUUGAUUAUUAUCUCUUCCUUACUGUGCUUUAUCUUUUUUGUUUGGUUCUAAUUAAUGAAAAUAAAAGUUUCUAAAUUUACAUUUUUAUAGGGUAUUGUAAAUAAAAACAAAUUGUAUACUUAAAAA